Messenger RNA from Adineta steineri, 861 nucleotides. Lineage: Eukaryota; Metazoa; Rotifera; Eurotatoria; Adinetida; Adinetidae. The record is from the annotation of a GenBank genome assembly.
AUGCAUGCAACCACCCACCCAAUCACACAUCCAACAACACAUUCAGAAACAGAUGAAACCACCCGCAGACGUCGAAGACCCAAACCAUCUUUAACCACCCAUGAUACAACACAUCCAACAACACAUCCAACUACACGAUCUACUACCCAUUCAAAGACGCAUCCAACGACGCAUUCCCCAGUACACUCAACAACUAAACGUACCAAACAUACAACAAAACAUUAUAAAGAUGAUAGUGACUCGUAUGAACCUCGUUAUUUUAAUAAACAUCGUAGUGGAUAUAAUAAAAAAAAAGAAAGUAAUUAUGAUACAGAUGAUGAAUAUGUUUCUGGUAACAACGAUGGAUAUCCGGAUGAUUAUCAUGUUGUAGGUCAUCAUGGAAUAUCUCCACUUGAAUAUGGUCAAGAUGUUGGUGAUUUUGGACCAGUCUAUGAUAAUAAAAGAGAUAUGUAUGAAGAAAUAAAUGUUUGGAUUUCUUCUGAUGAUGACUGGGAAACUGAAUCACGAGAAACAUAUCGAGAUAAAUCUGAUAAAAAAUACAACAAAGGUAAUAAUUAUGAUGACAAAAAAUAUAGCAAAGACGAUAAGUAUGAUGAUAAAAAAUCCAAUAAAGGUGAUAACUAUGGUUCAAAAAAGUACAACAAAGAUGAUAACUCUGAUGAAAAGAAAUACAAUAAAGGAGACAACUAUGACACCAAAAAAUCCAACAAAGGUGAUAACUAUAAUGAUAAAAAAUCCAACAAAGGAAACAACUAUGAUACCAAAAAGUACAACAAAGGUGAUAACUCGGAUGAAAAGAAAUACAACAAAGGAGACAAUUAUGGUACAAAAAAAUACAACAAAGGUAAUGAUUACAGUAGC